Molecule: messenger RNA, 622 nt
Organism: Hevea brasiliensis (rubber tree)
Lineage: Eukaryota; Viridiplantae; Streptophyta; Magnoliopsida; Malpighiales; Euphorbiaceae
Product: RING-H2 finger protein ATL39-like
Exons: 1
Coding region: 26-499 (157 amino acids)
Source: RefSeq, a predicted model, not a curated record
UAUCUCUCCUACUCUCAGAAAACCAAUGACGAUGCUUCUACUUUACACCUGCUCAGAACCGCGCGCGCAAGGCAGCGCUCAACAAUGGAUGAUUCCAACUGCAGUGUUUGCAAUAUCCUUUUUAUUUCUCAUCUUUCUGCACUUGUAUUUCUGGUUCAGGAACCUUCAUGCUCGAGUUCUCGAUAUUGAAAGCGGAAUAAUAAUAUGGGAUGGCGAUGAUCAUCCAAGUUUGUCAGACGCAGAGGAAGAUAUAGAGGCAGCUGCACCCACCAAACCAUGGCUGACGGUAGAGGAGUUGGAAAAAGCAUUCCCAACCUUCGCUUAUGGGAAAACCAUAGAAAGGAAUGUGUGUGCCAUAUGUUUGGAUGAACUGAAAGAAGGAGACAAGUGUCGGAAACUUCUUCCUUCUUGCAUUCACAUUUUCCAUAAAACUUGCAUUGAUCUUUGGCUUUCUAGGAAUAAUAGCUGCCCACUUUGCCGUGCCGUUUUGUUCUUGUAGCUGUAGCUACCUAGCUUCUGUAUAGGAUUUUUUCCAAAGGUUUUGCAGUUUUGACUCUGUUUAGAUGAAGUCAUUCAAAGUGUUCUUGUUUUAGGUUUUGUUAUUUUUUUGGGAAGAAGCCGC